AUGGCUGAUCAGCAACCUAGCAUCACCUCUAUUCUAGCUGCUCUAGCAGCGCAAAGACCCCCCAAUGGGAUCCCUCAAAAUCAGCAGCCUGUCUACCACCAAGCCCCUCCCCAACCGCAUGCGUCGCAAAACCCCUACCCACCCCAGGGCGGAUAUUCGCUGCCACAGCCUACCAGCUCAGGAAGUGUGGAUUUGAGUAAUGUCAAGCCAGUGAAUUCAGGCGUAGUUAGCAUUGCCGAUGCAAUUGCAAAGGCGAAGGCUAUCGCCGCUGAGAAAGGCGUCGCAUACGAGCGACCCCCUUCCUACAGUGGUCAAGACUCACGCGCUCCCGGGGGACGACCAUAUCUUGCAUCAAGAUCUCGAUCGCGUUCUCCACCCGUGCGUCGGGAAGCCUUCCGCGAUAACUUCAACCCAUAUCGAGAUGAACGACGAGGAGACCGAGCCCCUGCAAUGCGAGACUAUCGUGAGCGAUCAUUCUCUCCUGGACCAAGAGGUAGGGCCGCUGCUGGUGCCUUCUCCCCCCCACAAGGCAACAGUGGAUAUACUCGUCAGCGCUCGCCGCCGCGUGGUGGAGAUGAGAAUGUUGAAUCCAUUUCCAUCGAAUCAAAUUUGGUUGGCCUAAUUAUUGGUAGACAGGGCGAGAAUCUCAGGCGCGUUGAGUCGGAAACUGGGUGUAGAGUGCAAUUUAUCACUGGCCCCGAUGAAACUGGCCCAUACAGGGAAUGCAAGAUUACCGGGCCUCGAGCCCGCCGCGCUGAUGCGAAAGCUGAAAUCAAUCGCAUUAUCAAUGACAGUGGCUUGGCCGGCACUGCAAAUCCAACUUCAGAUAGACAGUCUCGUGAGCCUCCAGCAGCGCGCUCUGCACACCAGCCUGUUCUUAGAGAUGGUGAGGAUAGCAUGCAAAUUAUGGUACCUGAUAAAACUGUCGGUCUCAUCAUUGGUCGAGGCGGCGAGACAAUUAGGGAUCUUCAAGAACGCAGUGGCUGUCACGUAAAUAUUGUUGGUGAACAAAAGAGUGUGAAUGGCCUUCGGCCAGUGAACUUGAUCGGCUCCCGCGAGGCAGCUAAUGUUGCUAAGGAGAUGAUUAUGGAAAUUGUCGAGAGCGACAGCAAAUCCACAGCAACCAAAGAACGAGCUCCUGCUCAAAGAGAUCCCGGAAGAGAUGCUGGCUAUAGCGGCGGCCAUGGUGGAGGUGGUGGAGGGGGCGGUGGAGACAAAAUCACCGAUUCCAUCUACGUGCCCUCUGAAGCUGUAGGCAUGAUUAUUGGUAAAGGUGGAGAAACCAUCAAGGAAAUGCAAAACACCACAGGUUGCAAGAUAAACGUAUCCCCUUCUUCAGGACCGGGCGAGAGUGAACGCGAGAUUGGGCUCGUAGGAUCUCGGGAAGCUAUUGCCGCCGCUAAAAGCGCCAUUGAAGAUAAAGUAGACGCAGUGGCACAAAAGAACGGUGGAGGUGGAGGCGGCCGUAACCGUGCUUCGCAUAACGACUACAGUGAUAGGAGUUACUCGCAGCAGCAACAGAACCAACCCCAGGCAGCAAAUCCGCAAGCACAGGCUGGUUCAAUGGCAGGGUCAGGUGCUGGUGCUGUUGAUCCAUAUGCAGCCUAUGGCGGAUAUGAAAAUUAUGUUGCCCUUUGGUAUCAAGCAACAGCGGCUCAACAACAACAACAACAAGCAGGCCAACAGCAGGGCGACCCAACAUCGUGA
Lachnellula hyalina is the source of this 1707-nucleotide messenger RNA. RefSeq names its product Far upstream element-binding protein (gene FUBP1). Gene Ontology annotation, cellular component: cytoplasm; nucleus. Gene Ontology annotation, biological process: regulation of gene expression. Gene Ontology annotation, molecular function: mRNA binding. Lineage: Eukaryota; Fungi; Ascomycota; Leotiomycetes; Helotiales; Lachnaceae. Bases 1 to 1707 code for a protein of 568 amino acids. The record is from RefSeq and is a predicted model, not a curated record. The transcript has 4 exons.